AUGUUAAAUGCAGAAGUCCUGGCCAGGGAUUGUGACAUAAAUCAUCUAUUGCAGGAGAGGAUAAUGAGGUUACUUGUGUGCCGGUUCCGUUUCCAGAACAGGGCAGAGCAUGGAUUAGGGUUUCAGGUUCAGGGGAAAUCUGGAUUUGUAUGGGGUGGUAACGGGAGCGUGCGUAGCAUUCUCUGUGGUCUUCUACCAAAAAAAGAAGUUGCAGAUGGAAAUUCAAGCCCAAUUAUCCAAACAGAGGGCAUAAAUCCUAGCAGUAAACAAUGGAGGAAAGCCGUAUACAGGGGAACCCUCAAAGACGAAACAAGUGUAGCUAUAAAGACAGCCAAACUGGGCAACAGAAAAGGAACAGAGCCAGAGUAUUAUAGAAACUAUCAGCUUCUUGAUAAAAGUGAUGUCUACAGUUUUGGUGUGGUGUUACUUGAACUCGUGACGUUUCGGAAGGUGAUUGACUUCAGCAGGAAUUUUGAUUAUGUGAACCUGGUUGUUUGGGUGCUUGGAAAACAUGAGGAAGGAAAAGUUAUGGACGUCGUAGAAUCUCGCUUGACAGAAAAGGCUUCGCCUUUGGUGUUGGAUACCAUAAGAGUUGUGGCUUUAAUGACGGUGGGUUGCUUGAAGGAGAAGAGGCAGGACACCAUCGCCAUCACGCCUCCAGCUAUUCUGGUUUCAAAAACACAACUGUCGUGCUAG
This is a messenger RNA of Cryptomeria japonica (Japanese cedar), 696 nucleotides long. Its product is annotated as calmodulin-binding receptor-like cytoplasmic kinase 3. Gene Ontology annotation, biological process: phosphorylation. The record is from RefSeq and is a predicted model, not a curated record. NCBI's taxonomy places the organism in Eukaryota, Viridiplantae, Streptophyta, Pinopsida, Cupressales, Cupressaceae. Gene Ontology annotation, molecular function: protein kinase activity. Bases 1 to 696 code for a protein of 231 amino acids. The transcript has 4 exons.